GUCUCGUUGUAGUUGUCAGUCGUUACAUCUUUCAUUACGACGUUUUUCUAUCAUGGCGGCCGCCGUCGGUAGGAUUUGUGGGGCACGUCUUUUGAAAAACUAUGGGAUAGUUACACCCCAGGUUUGUCAGCUGUCCACUGGCGCUCAAGGAUGGACAAGAAAUAGGAAAAUAUGGCUCUCAACAUUGGGAGUCGUUUCUGGAGGUGUCGGGGCACUGCUGUUUGCACUAGAACAGUCUGUACAAGCGUCAGGAUCUGAGGCUCAUCCACCUCACCAGCCUUGGAGCCACGAUGGCUGGUUCAAGUCACUUGACCAUGCUAGUGUACGCCGUGGCUACGAAGUGUACAAGCAAGUGUGCAAGGCCUGCCACUCCCUGCAGUACAUCGCCUUCCGAAACCUCGUCAAUGUGACUCACACUGAAGAAGAGGCGAAGGCCGAGGCUGCCGACGUGAUGAUUAAGGACGGUCCUGAUGAGGAGGGCAACUUCUUCGAGAGGCCAGGCAAGCUCUCCGACUACCUGCCUUCGCCCUACCCCAACGAAAAUGCUGCCAGGGCUGCCAACAACGGUGCUUACCCCCCCGACCUGUCUCUGAUCGUUUCGGGCCGCAAGGGAGGCGAGGACUACAUAUUCGCGCUUCUCACCGGCUACAUGGAAGCGCCCGCCGGCGUCGUGCUGCGCGAGGGACAGAACUACAAUCCGUACUUCCCUGGUGGCGCCAUCUCUAUGGCACAAGUACUUUUCGACGAGGCGGCCGAAUACAGCGACGGCACUGUCGCGACGGCGUCGCAGCUGGCCAAGGACGUGUCGACGUUCCUGCGGUGGUGCUCCGAGCCCGAGCUGGACGAGCGCCGCCUGAUGACCAUCAAGUCCAUGGGCAUGUUCACCUUGAUGGCCGUAGUCGCCUACUACUUCAAGCGACACAAGUGGUCGACCAUGAAGUCUAGAAAACUAGCCUACAAACCCGUCUCUAAGAAAUAAACCGCCACCAUACAGCAGUAGUAUAAACAAACGUUUUAGACAAUUUUUUUCGAUAGGCACAGUAACAUGUUAUUUGUUUAUAAUAUUAAAUUAAUUUAUUUUAUAUUUCAUCGCGUUUAUUUCUUUCCUCAAGUUUCAUAAUCAUGUUGCUUCGCUGUGACCGCUGUUACCAUACGUCAGUAUAAGUGUUGCGCAUCGUAGGGCGAGGGAGAUUAGCCGGGUGCGAUACUAUGUAAUAUUAUGAUAGAGCAUUUCUUCAUCUCGUAUGUUGGAUGUUAUAGCACAGUCAAAUUACUUAAUUUUAGGUAAUCAUAUUAUAACUGUGCUUGUGAUUUUCCAUUAAAGUUAUAACUGUGAAUCAGUGUACAGUUGAAUAAAUGAGUUAUUGAAAAUCAGAA
Molecule: messenger RNA, 1377 nt
Organism: Trichoplusia ni (cabbage looper)
Lineage: Eukaryota; Metazoa; Arthropoda; Insecta; Lepidoptera; Noctuidae
Gene: Cyt-c1
Product: cytochrome c1, heme protein, mitochondrial
Exons: 7
Coding region: 53-979 (308 amino acids)
Biological process (GO): mitochondrial electron transport, ubiquinol to cytochrome c
Molecular function (GO): electron transfer activity; heme binding
Source: RefSeq, a predicted model, not a curated record